AUGAGGGUGGCUGGAGAAAGUGACACUACGGAACGUAUUCGUCCUUUACCUGCGCCCGUUGCCCAAGCAGAUUUCGACCAUCAUGCUAAUACGCUGUCAAGUGAACAAACAGGAACGCUCAACGGUGGCCGAAAUAACGAGUGGGAACUUCCAGAGAGACAUAUCUUGGGACGCAUGGAUGCCGUGUGCAAUUUCUGCCAGGCACACAUGUGGCUCAAAGAGCGUAUGUCUGGAUCCAUCGCUAAUCCACAGUUCCAGGUCUGCUGUGCUCAAGGUUCCAUUGUGCUUCCGCCUUUGGAGCCUACACCUCCAACAAUUGCGCGUCUUCUUCGUAGCAACAGCGACAAUGGAGGAGAUUUCCGUGAGCAGAAUGUCUUCCAUGGUGUUCUCCGGGGUGCUCGGCCUUUGACAACGGUACUGCAGUUGGUCCCUUUUCUUCCGCAAGAUUUGCCGGGUUGUGUGAUGGCUCAGCAACGGAGGAAGCUUGCUCUCUGUGAAUUGAAUGAUUCGAGCAAUUACCUUCUCGUACAAUUCACGAGGAGCUACGUGCUGCACCAUCAUCGAGUAGAUCCAGGCUCGUUUGGAUAUUUUCCUCCAGAGAUUGCCCGUAACUCCGGAAAUCGUACUUGUUUUGGUGGUUACUGUGGUGUUUGA
Messenger RNA from Radiomyces spectabilis, 654 nucleotides. RefSeq lists its product as uncharacterized. Lineage: Eukaryota; Fungi; Mucoromycota; Mucoromycetes; Mucorales; Radiomycetaceae. The transcript is spliced from 2 exons. Bases 1 to 654 code for a protein of 217 amino acids. The record is from RefSeq and is a predicted model, not a curated record.